Molecule: messenger RNA, 663 nt
Organism: Phoenix dactylifera (date palm)
Lineage: Eukaryota; Viridiplantae; Streptophyta; Magnoliopsida; Arecales; Arecaceae
Source: RefSeq, a predicted model, not a curated record
CCACGGCAGCACACCACACUUCAAAUUCUCUCCUUUCCCUCUCCAACCACUCCCAACUUUCUCUUUCUCUCUCAAGUUCUAAGCACUUGGUAGUUCUCGAAGAAGAGAAAAAGGAAAGAAAUGGCCAUUAGGAAGUUUAACAAGCUCCCUCAAACGGCUGUUUUGAAGCAAAUACUGAAGAGGUGCUCGAGCUUGGGGAGGAGUGGAGGAGAGCAAGAAGGACUGCCAGUGGACGUCCCAAAGGGGCACUUUGCGGUGUACGUGGGGGAGAACCGGAGCCGGUUCAUUGUUCCCAUCUCCUAUCUGAGGCACCCUGAGUUCCAGAGCCUCCUCCGGCGAGCCGAGGAGGAGUUCGGCUUCGACCAUGACAUGGGCCUCACCAUCCCCUGCGAGGAGGUCGUCUUCCGUUCCCUCACCUCCAUGCUACGGUGAACAGGAGAAGCGUGCUCGCUCUGUGUUCUUCUCUGCCGGCUUCUAUCUAACUUCUUGUGUUCUUUUUGCCGGCUUUUUUUUUUCUUUUUUUUUUUUUUUGGUGAUUCGGACUCAAAACCUAUGGGAUUAUCUGUGGGUUGGAUUUAUACAUCUCUGAGCGGCGUGCGGUUUGCGCCACCCUGUGAGAGCUGAUUCCCCUGUUUAUAUCCAUCUCUCUUCUCUUUGUCCAUU